Chelonus insularis is the source of this 1049-nucleotide messenger RNA. Its product is annotated as calcium and integrin-binding protein 1-like. NCBI's taxonomy places the organism in Eukaryota, Metazoa, Arthropoda, Insecta, Hymenoptera, Braconidae. The transcript is spliced from 6 exons. The record is from RefSeq and is a predicted model, not a curated record. Gene Ontology annotation, molecular function: calcium ion binding; magnesium ion binding. The coding region runs from base 303 to 857 and encodes 184 amino acids.
CUGUAAAUUGAUAGAAAAAUUGAAACUAGCGAUGAUAUGACAAACACCUGACCAACCGACAGAUAAACCCAGAAAAAAUACACAGAUAUCUACAGACGACUUCAUGAUGUUUUUGACAGGUGAUUCAUUCUGAUAUAUAUAUAUAUAUGUAUCUUUCCAGGUUCAACAUAUUUUGUUUCUUUGUACAUUUAAAAUUCCACAACAGUUUUUGUGUUAUUAUUUAACUUGUGAUAUUACGUUUUUAAAUAUUAAAGUGUCGAAAAAAUAAAGCUAAUUGAUUAGAUUUUUCUUAAUCAAAUAAAAUGGGAGCGAGUAGAAGUCAGUUUACUGAUGAAGAAUUACAAGAUUAUCAAGAUUUAACUUAUUUUACAAAAAAAGAAGUAUUAUACACCCACAAGAAAUUUAAAGCUCUUGCUCCAGAAAAAGUAGGCCAUAAUAAAAAUGCAAAAUUACCAAUGUCGAAAAUACUUCAGUAUGCGGAACUAAGAGUAAAUCCUUUUGGUGAUCGAAUUUGCAAAGUAUUUAGUUCAAGUCAAGAUGGAGAUUGUACCUUUGAAGAUUUCUUGGAUAUGAUGUCAGUGUUCAGUGACUCUGCCCCAAAAACAGUCAAAGCUGAACAUGCCUUUCGAAUAUUUGAUUUUGAUGGUGAUGACAUGCUUGGUGUUGGUGAUCUACGCCAAGUAAUUGAUAGACUUACUGCUCCACACAGAUUAAAUGAAAAUGAAAUGCAACGUUUACUUCAAUAUAUUUUGGAAGAAGCAGAUCUCGAUGAUGAUGGUGCAUUAAGCUUUGCAGAAUUCGAACAUAUAAUUGAAAAAAGCAGUGACUUCUCUAAAACAUUUCGUAUUCGUUUGUAAAUAACAAUAAUAUCUAUUGUUGUUUUUUUAAAUAUAAGACUGAUUUUCAAUUAUUAAUAAUGACAAGAAUGCCAAAAUUUUGAAUACAAACAGAAAAAACUUUUCAUCUGGUCAUAUAGAAAAUAGACUUUAUUAUAUUUUUCAGCGUUAUAAGAAACUAAACAAUAAUUCUAUAUUAUGUUAUUAAAUUAA